Haemonchus placei is the source of this 639-nucleotide messenger RNA. The record is from the annotation of a GenBank genome assembly. NCBI's taxonomy places the organism in Eukaryota, Metazoa, Nematoda, Chromadorea, Rhabditida, Trichostrongylidae.
AUGCUCAGAACACCACUAAUGAAGACAAACAGAAGGACGGAGGUGUGGAUGCACUGGGGUAGUCAAGCAGACAUAGAGGUAGACAAGGCGGACACAGACAGACAGGAAUGGCUGUGCACAGAACGCAGACAGGCUGGUAGACAGACAGACGUGGACACUAGCAGACAGAUGGACAGAGGCAAGCAGUCGGACAAAUACGUAAGGGAGGACGCGGACAGGCAGGACACAGACGGCAGGCACAGACACAAGUGGACAGACGGGGACGUGGACGGACGCAUGCAUACAAAGAGAAGGACAAGGACUGACGAAGACAAACACCUACAGGGACGUCGCAUGCAAAGACAAAGACAAAUACAUAACACAGACAGACAAGGACAGAACACUUACCUUCGGUGGCGCUCUUAUCCGUCCUUCAUAAGCUCCUCCUCGCACGUCCUGGACCACAGUCGCCCAUGUGGAUCUGUGGUCCUUUUCGCGAAAAGGGCUCGUGUGGAUCGCCAGGUGCCGACCAUUUGGGCGAUCCACGAAGAGUGUCGCACAACUGAAAAAAACUUAAAAGCUAUCCUGAAGUCAUAUAUGAACACGAAUCCUCGCAAUAAUUCCUAUAAAAUUCUUGUUUUGAUAUCAGAAAUAAGGUAA